This is a messenger RNA of Synchytrium microbalum, 6096 nucleotides long. RefSeq names its product chitinase. Gene Ontology annotation, molecular function: chitinase activity; chitin binding. Gene Ontology annotation, biological process: carbohydrate metabolic process. The transcript has 27 exons. The coding region runs from base 1 to 6096 and encodes 2031 amino acids. Lineage: Eukaryota; Fungi; Chytridiomycota; Chytridiomycetes; Synchytriales; Synchytriaceae. Gene Ontology annotation, cellular component: extracellular region. The record is from RefSeq and is a predicted model, not a curated record.
AUGUCAUCUCACAAAGGCAUCAAGUUCUUGUUUGCAAUAUUAGCUUGCUACUCUGGUAGUGUAAUUGCAGAAACAUGCUUCCAAUCUCCUCAGUCUGCCCAGUACUGCAGGGAUGGAUUGUGUGGACCUCUAUCUUGUGCAUCCAUCGAAGAAACUUGUGAAUCUUACUGCAAUUCAAUGGAUAAGAAAGCUACUGUUCAUUGCUCGAGAAAACUGAUUUACCCAAACAACCACUGGAAGGUUGAUUGCAGCUGCCAUAAAAGCGACUUUGGCGAACUUGAUGCCUUGAAAUACUCUUUGAACGUGCUUGGUGAACCUCUACCUCUUCAUCAAGUUGAAUGUGCCACCAGCACUCUUUCAUCGGCUCCUCUCUUGAUUGAUGAGGCACCUGAGCUGAAGCUGGUCCGACGAUUGAAUUUGCAACAAACUGCAGCCCCAAGCUCCAGCCCUCUUCCAUCCGCUACCACCACAUCUGCUGCUGCUUCACCGUCACCUACAUGUCCCCCCAUUCGAUACUUUGAUGUGAUAUAUUACCCUGGACAAAUGAACCAGCUCGGAUGGGUGUGGUCAUGUAACGGCUGGAGUUGCCCCAUGCCCCAUUGUUUCGUCAAUGAAGGGCCAUACUCAGGAUGGUGCGCCCAAAAUGGGAACGACUUGGCAGUAGCUGGAAAGGUCUGCGCUAACGGUACCUUUGUGGAUGCCGAAACCUGCCUUUAUCCUUCUACUAAAUACUUUGGGAGAUGCUAUCCCCUUGGUAGUAUGAAUGCACUUGGCUGGACGUGGACAACUCGAGGAUGGGAGUGUGAUUUACCAUCGUGUUUCGUGACGCAGGGACCUUAUUCAGGAUGGUGCACCGUCAAUGGGGAUGGCAACAAGAUCCCUGGCUCCAUUUGCUCAAACGGAAACUUUGUCUCAGUCGAAACAUGUCCUUACCCUGCUGUAAAGUACUUUGGAGAGUGCUUUGUCAUUGGAAACGUCAACAGAUUGGGUUGGACUUGGACUCUUGACGGAUGGCAAUGCCCAGCUCCUUCAUGUCCAGUACCUAGUGGCCAGUACGCCGGAUGGUGUGCGAUGGACAGAGACGGUAGCAAACUCGGAUUACUUACCUGUAUGAAUGGUAACUUUGUUGAUCUUGGUUGUCUAUCUCCCAGUAUUAGAUACUUUGGACAAUGUUACAACAUUGGCGACAAAAAUACUCUUGGCUGGAUGUGGAGCCAAGCUGGUUGGGUUUGUCCAGCACCCGCAUGUGCUGUUCCUUCGGGACCUUGGCCUUGGGAUCGUCGUCAGAUGCGGCUGGGAUGGUUGAUUCGGUCGUUGAAAUUGAUCUUGUCUCCACUUAUGUCUACAGAAACCUUUAAGCAUCCCAACUCUCGCAACAAUGUGCCGCUGUCGUCCGUAGUGAUCACUGCUCUGGCUAUAAUCGCUGCCGCUGUAUGGGCUCUUGUGUAUACUGCUACUGUCAGCACUAUGGGUCUGCAGUCAGAAUCAUGCAAACCACGACAAUUUGCUCCACUCAACACCGUAUCUAGUGCUGAUGCUGCUGUUGAUACUGCUUUUGAAGAGUACAGGGUCAGACACGAACGAGCUCUGCGAAAUGUUACAGCUCAUCCUUGGAUCAUAUCAAAGGCCAUCUAUGGUGGACUUGGAAAUCGUUUACCGCAGCUCGUCAAUGGAAUAGUGCUAGCUCUCCUGACAAACCGAACUGUCUUAUUGGAAUAUCCUGAUCAUGUGAGAAACAUUUGGAAUUUCAACCUGGACUUGGACCGAUGGAAUAGAGACUUGGGCGAGGAGGAAGAUCAGGUUAUGAUAGUCGGAGAAGCAGUCUUGCUAAAGGAACGAGCUCGGAAACUCUUCACGGACUGUAUUACAGAAGACCUGUCAGCAUACUAUGAUGACCCCGAGCAUGGUGGUGUACGAACGUGGGUAAUCCUCGGUGUGGAUUACUUUGUUCCGUUUUGGCAGGCCAAUCCUCACUACCGCAAAAAGUUUGAAACUAUAUUCCCCGAUGGCCGUGUUGCAUAUCACGUAUUACGAAAGACUCUUGGACUUAGGUCCGCUCUGGAUAAAGCCUUGUCUGAAUACAAGGCUGCCCAUUUCCGUCCAUACAUGGUUGGAAUCCACGUCAGAGCUCAUAAGCUUAAAAACAUUGGUUAUAUGCGUUCAUACGCAACAAUAGCAAAGCAAUUAGCCAUGGUAUCAGGCAGGCCUAUGGAUGAGGUGGGCUUCCACCUAGCUACAGAUAACGUCCAGUCUCGAGACGAACUGAUAUCCUGGUUGGGAGUGGAUUAUGUCAGCUAUCUGCCCGUAAACUUCACCGCAAACAAUGGCGAAGGUAAUCCAGGAGGUAGUGACGAGUUUGCGGCUAUAGAUUAUGUAGCAUUAGGGUCUUGUGACGCUGUAGUGGCAACAUACGGCUCUAGUUUUGGGCAAUGGGCUGGAUCUUGGUCUGGAAGGCCGUAUGUCACCAUGAACCAGCGACUGGACACCUACAAUACUACUAGAGAAGUCUCUUUCUGGAAUAGUCUUAUAUCCGAACCUUGUAGCUUUUCCGUAAAACAGUUUGCAGAGACACCUGGUGCUGGAUCACAUAACCUGACGGAGCUGGAAGAGCAGUAUGCUAGGGACGUCAUGUAUGGAAACUGGGCUUCUAUUGAAAAAAAUCGAGAAACACGGGCUGUAUCGUUUUUAAUGGCAUUGCCCCAAUAUUUACAUCACACGCAGUAUGCGGAAGUCAAGUGGGCAUUAGCUGUACAGGCUCUCAGUGCUGCAGUGGCGAUGGGCAAUAACUGUGACUCGUCAUAUUUAUCAUGGUGGCCAACUGCCCCCAUCUCUAGGGUAGUAGCAUGUGCAUCGCCCAGCAUCCUGUACUUUGGAGUAUGCUAUUCAGUUGGGUCGCAAAACGCCCUCGGUUGGACGUGGACUGGUAAUAGCAGCACCUGGCAAUGCGUACUCCCAUCAUGUCCUGUAUCUACAGGUCCUUAUGCUGGUUGGUGCACUUCGAGCGGAAACACUGCGGCAAUCCCAGGCUCUAUCUGCUCCAACGGAAAUUUCACCACGGCUUGCACCGGUUGUUGUGCGCCCAGCAUUUCGUAUUUCGGAGUGUGCUACUCUGUAAACCAGACCAACAGUCUAGGAUGGCGUUGGGAUGGAAGUAAUUGGCAGUGCUCGGCACCGUCGUGUAUUGUAUCUUCAGGACAGUUUAACGGUUGGUGUACCACAGACGGCGACACCAACAAAUUACCUGGCUAUAAAUGUAGUAACGGAAACUUUGUGUCGACAUCGACAUGCAUCUCGCCCAGUAUAUCGUAUUUUGGAACAUGCUAUUCGGUCGGUCAAGCAAACUCACUGGGCUGGAUAUGGUCUGUUGGUGGCUGGCAGUGUCCUUCACCAUCGUGUAUAGUAUCUACAGGUCCUUAUGCUGGAUGGUGCUCGUCUAAUGGAGAUACUAGCAAAGUAGCAGGGUCCAAGUGCACGAACGGAGAAUUCGUUUCAACAGCAGUUUGCACUUGUUGUGCUCCCAGCAUUUCGUAUUUCGGAGUAUGCUACUCUGUCAACCAAACAAAUAGUCUUGGAUGGCGUUGGGAUGGAAAUAAUUGGCAAUGCUCGGCACCGUCGUGUAUUGUAUCUUCAGGACAGUUUAACGGUUGGUGUACCACAGACGGCGACACCAACAAAUUACCUGGCUAUAAAUGUAGUAACGGAAACUUUGUGUCGACAUCGACAUGCAUCUCGCCCAGUAUAUCGUAUUUUGGAGUAUGUUACGCUGUUGGUCAAGCAAACUCACUGGGUUGGAUAUGGUCUGUUAGUGGUUGGCAGUGUCCGUCGCCAUCCUGUAUAGUAUCAACGGGCCCGUACACUGGAUGGUGUUCUGCCAACGGAGAUACUAGCAAAGUAGCGGGAUCCAAGUGCGCGAAUGGACAGUUUGUAUCAACAGCAGCUUGCACUUGUUGUGCGCCAAGUACACUAUACGGUGGGACUUGUUACGCUUUAAACCAAGUCAAUUCGUUGGGCUGGACCUGGACAAACAGUGGUUGGCAAUGUUCAUCACCAUCGUGUAGUGUACCUUCAGGCCCAUAUGCAGGAUGGUGUACUACUAGUGACGUAGCAUACACAGGCUUCACGUGCGCGAGUGGAACUUGGGUGGCGCAAUCGACAUGUAGCACACAAACCGUCUGGAAUUCCAACGCAGUUGCAAUCCCUUCGUCUAGUACCGGAUACGAUGGAACAAGCACAUUGACCAACCUGAACGGAGCUACUCAGUUCAACCCACAGGCUGGUGCUUGGUGGUUUGCAAGUACCGGCAGUACCUGCUACGACGUUUCUCGCUUUAGCUAUUUGACAAUAUAUGUAAGAAUCAUUGCUGGUCCAUCGGCACCACUCUCAAUUGGUUUCGACAUAUACGAUCCAACAUGUACGACCAAGGCCAAUACCUUGUUCUACGCUGUAUCAGCCGUCACUGUUUCAACUACCAGCUGGCAGAUGAUUUCGGUGAACCUGGCAUCGGUUAUUACCGAUUCCACCUCACGCCAACGUGUCAAGGCAAUCGUUCUGACCGGAUUCUCUGUUGGCUCUGUAUAUCAGUGGAGUUCCAUAACGUUCCAGUCAUGUCUUCCGACUCCAAGCCCUGUUGCGUCUAUAGCACCAAGCCCCGUUCCUUCUCCAAUUCCACUGCGAACCGAUUUACCGAUAUUGGUGAGUGGCCAAUGUGGUCCAACUGCUGGUGGUAUCUGCAACGUCCAGAGCACGGAUUCAUGUUGCAGUGCUUACGGCUAUUGUGGAAGUGGAACUACGUGGUGUGGUGCUGGUUGCCAGCCCGCGUACGGAAACUGUGAUGGAAAUCCAAGACCAUCUCCAUCACCAACUGCGUCGCCUCUGAUAUGCUCACCUGGACCAUCUGCAACUCCAACUAUGCCAGCGUCAUUUAACUCGAGGUUGGCAGCAGGCACUCUUAUUGGUGGAUAUUGGGGUCAAAACAGUUAUGGAGGCGUCAAUCCUUCUCAGCCAACGAAAUGGCAAAAGAAUCUCGAUUACUACUGUGACGUCACGCAAGGGUCCAAAUCAACGGUUUUCGACUACCUUGUAAUCUCGUUCCUGGAUAUCUUCCCCUUCACGAGCGUCACAGUGAACGGAAGCACAUACUACCUUCCACAAGUCGAAACUAGUGCUGGAUGCUCCGGUAGCGGCAUCAAUGGGUUAAACAACUGCUCAUCCAUUACAUCCGCUAUCGAAAAAUGUCAAUCUCUUGGCCGCAAAGUGUUUUUGAGCAUUGGUGGUGCAACUGGAAAUUUCAAUUUUGCUGUACCAAGCGUGCCAUCGGCUGGUCCAUCUCCUGUUGCUUCUGCUACGACCAAGAAUACCGCGUCUGCUACUUCUGUUCCGUCGACAACGGUGUUUUCUGCUACCACGACCACGGUCGUGCCUGCUGUCUCUGCUACACCUGCUCCUACAGACAUGACUGUACAGCUUGCAUAUGCAGUUUGGAAUAUGUUUUUGGGAGGAACGUCGGCGCCAUGGAAUCAGUAUCGACCGUUUGGUUCGGUUGUGCUUGACGGCAUCGAUUUGGAUAUCGAGAGUGGAAAUCCUUCUGGGUGGCCAUCAUUCGUUGCUCAGCUUCGGACGCUAAUGACAACUGAUUCGACACGGCAAUAUUACAUUUCUGCUGCACCUCAAUGCCCAUACCCUGAUCUGAGCGAUGGUCCCGGAAUGGGAACCGUCCUUGGUGCUAUUACUGCAUCGACUUAUAUCGACUUGGUGCAAGUGCAAUUCUACAAUAAUCCGUCUUGUGCGUUGAACGCCUUCCAGAUUGGAUCGUCGACUCAGCUGAGUUACAACUAUGCUACAUGGGCCAACUGGGCGAAAACUGUGAAUACCACCAUUGUCAUACUGGUGCCUGCUUCUAUAGAUGCAGCUGGCUCAGGCUACAUUGCACCAGAUGUCCUCUCAUCAGUUGUCACAUACAGCAAAGCGCAGGGAGCAUUUGCUGGUCUGUCCAUGUGGGAUGUUAGCCAAGAUCAAAACAAUUUGAUCAACUAUGGCCCUGGCUGUAUAAAUCAACAACCUUAUAGCCGUGCUAUGAGAUCUAUGCUGUCAGGUUAA